UCUAAUGAGGUUGCUUUCUCUCAAUUAAAGGGGGGCGCACGCACGCUCAUUAAUGAGGACGUGUGAGCAGGACGAGGAACUUUGUGGAUGGUGAUUGUGGUCCGUCAUGGAAGAGCUGUAAAUGGAAAAACUGGGACUCAAGGAGUGCAUCUUCAUUCAAUGGUUAAGUUUAACAGGCUUGGACAGCUUUUUAACAAGGAAAAGGCCCUUCGUGAUCAGUGGAUGGACGGCUUUUUCAAGUUUGAAGAUGUCAGGAACCUGGACCAUCACUGGUGUGUUCGACGUAUGCAAGAAUCUUGAGAAAAAUAGACCGCUUGUUUUCCUUGAGAAGCUUUGCCAUGGCAAACCGGCGAGCACAAUCUUUGAUGACCUUCUUUCUUCCCCGCAAAAACUGUUAUCAUAUCUGGUUUCUCACAUGAUGUAGCUUGCGCGCACAAACACAGAUUUCAAUGCGAUCUUCUCAAUUCUUCUCCAGCCAAUUUCUUCUCUGCCUUUUCCAGUGAUUCCAACUUAUCAGGUGCAACUUGGAAGAUUAUGGUUGACUUGUAAAAAUCUGUUCCCACUCACGAUUUCCGACAUUUAUUUUUUUCCCCCCAAUUCAAGAUUCUUUUUUUUUUUGGUUUUAUUUUCGCUUUAUAAUUCUUUUGGGUUUUUUUAAGCAAUUUGACCAAAACAAGGCAUGGUUUCGACAUAUGUAUUAACCUAUGCAAAAGAUCUCGGACCA
This is a messenger RNA of Neltuma alba, 724 nucleotides long. RefSeq lists its product as uncharacterized. Lineage: Eukaryota; Viridiplantae; Streptophyta; Magnoliopsida; Fabales; Fabaceae. The transcript has 2 exons. Bases 122 to 424 code for a protein of 100 amino acids. The record is from RefSeq and is a predicted model, not a curated record.